UCCCGCGAGGCUGCGCCUGCGCAGCAAGGUCACGUGGUGGCUGGCCGGGAAAAUGGCGGCUUCGGCUGAAUGCGGUGGUUCGGGCGGCGGAGGCAGCACGGAGGAGGCUUUUAUGACCUUCUACAGCGAGGUGAAACAAAUAGAGAAGAGAGACUCAGUUCUAACAUCCAAAAAUCAGAUUGAAAGGUUGACCCGUCCUGGUUCCUCUUACUUUAAUUUGAACCCAUUUGAGGUUCUUCAGAUAGAUCCUGAAGUGACAGACGAGGAAAUAAAAAAGAGGUUUCGGCAGUUGUCUAUAUUGGUGCAUCCUGACAAAAAUCAAGAUGAUGCUGACAGAGCACAGAAGGCUUUUGAAGCUGUGGACAAAGCUUACAAGUUGCUACUGGAUCAGGAACAAAAGAAGAGGGCCCUGGAUGUAAUUCAGGCAGGAAAAGAAUACGUGGAACACACUGUUAAAGAGCGGAAAAAACAAUUAAAGAAGGAAGGAAAGCCUACCAAUGUAGAGGAGGAUGACCCCGAACUGUUUAAGCAAGCAGUGUACAAACAGACCAUGAAGCUCUUUGCUGAGCUGGAAAUUAAAAGGAAAGAGAGAGAAGCCAAAGAAAUGCAUGAAAGAAAGCGACAGAGGGAAGAGGAGAUUGAAGCUCAAGAGAAAGCCAAACGAGAGAGGGAGUGGCAGAAGAACUUCGAGGAAAGUCGAGAUGAUGGUCGAGUGGACAGUUGGCGAAAUUUCCAAGCAAAUACUAAAGGGAAGAAGGAGAAGAAGAACCGGACCUUUCUGAGACAACCAAAAGUAAAAAUGGAGCAGCGUGAGUGACCAGCAGGGUCACAGCCCGAAGCUUCCCAGCUGUCCCCUCCUGCUUCAAAGGACUCAUUCGUUCCUCCCACUUCACCCGACAUAGAGUAGCAUUUGCUUUUUAGUCCAUUUUGUUUUCAAUACAAUUUAAUAUCAGAGUAAUUCUUUUGUACAUUGAAAGGAGGGGCUUGGUUUAACCUUCCCCUGGUCCUUACCCAUAGAACCACCAGGAUGGGAAGGUGCCAACCCUGUUGCCGCCUUCCCUUCCCACAGUCUGUAACUUAAUGUUUUGUACUUCACUGAAUUGUGAUGGUUAGAAAUGUCAUGUACAGUUUGUGAAAAUCAUCCAAUUAAAUGUCUUGCUUACAAUGGUGUUGCCGUGACUUCAGAGACAAGCCUGGGCCACCUUAGGAAGCCCCUUUGCUUGCUUCUGGGGAUGCCAUCCUCAAAGUCCUAGAUCAGACAGGUGAGGUGUUGUGGACUCACAGGGCAGUCACUGGAUGCUCUGAUGCUCUGUGGUGUUUGGCAUAUGUCCUUCUGACUGACCAAUCAGCGUGGCAUGAGGCCCCAAGCCUCCUAAACCUGUUUACUUUCCAAAGAGCCAGCCAUCUUCCAUCCAGUCCCAUUGUGUCCUAGCUUGUCUGUAUUCAACAGCAGUAAUGUUCUUAAUGUAUAAUAAAUUUUUUUACCCAAA
This is a messenger RNA of Nannospalax galili (Upper Galilee mountains blind mole rat), 1490 nucleotides long. It is a transcript of the gene Dnajc8, whose product is annotated as DnaJ heat shock protein family (Hsp40) member C8. Gene Ontology annotation, cellular component: nucleus. The record is from RefSeq and is a predicted model, not a curated record. The transcript is spliced from 8 exons. NCBI's taxonomy places the organism in Eukaryota, Metazoa, Chordata, Mammalia, Rodentia, Spalacidae. Bases 53 to 817 code for a protein of 254 amino acids.